AACGGGGUUGGUUUUUGUAUUGCAAAAGAGGAAGUUGCGCAGUAAACCUUGUAACCAGCAGGCUGGCUGUAUUGUUGGGCCGCCCCAAGCACUAAAAAGAAGAACAGGAAUAAGCGCGUUUAGUAUUAUAUGUUUUGUGUGUCUUUAUAAACUUGUGAGAUAAAUAACGUAGGUGAGCAUAUAUUAAAUUACAAAUAGUAACGCUAAAGACAAGUUGUCGUGACCAACAGUCCUAGAAGCAUGUCAACGUUUGACAGCUAGCUAAGUAAAAUUAGCUUUAUGCCUUCAUUCUUCAAGAAAAGCUAAUAAGUUAGCCAUCCGCUGCAACGUUAGCAACUGGAGAACCUAGCCACGAAACGCUCGACACAGAAAGCAAUAAACUUUGCAGAUUUCUCCAGUGUUGUAGCAAGUGUUAGAUGUACCAUAAAACGAGAUUUCUGUAUUUAACCUAACAGCAAAUUAAACUCUACAACCAUGGCGUUGACCUACCAAUCCGAGGUAGCUGAUUUGAUGAUAAGCCUAAAACAUUAUACUUGGUAACGAUAAUCGAAAACGCGUUUUAUUCGAGCACGGUAAAAGUAACUCAGUUUAACGUUAUUGCAAGCGACGCCAACCUUUGGCUUUGUUAUGUAAUGUUAAUUUCCCUUGGAGUCUCCACCUAAGUAGGCGAGCAGAUCAUGAUGAGCCCCCUCUGUGGUUGCGUUAGCCUGCAACACGUCAGCUAACGUUAGCUACAGAUUUGGAUAGCCGGGUAGCUAAUGUUGUCUUAUUACUCUACUUAAUCCGAGACCAAGGAAACUGAAGAAAGCAUCUCAGCCAGCUAAACAUGACUUCAGAGGAGGGAUCGCUGCGUGCACUGGAGAGUCUUAUGACGGAGUUCUUUCACAGCUGUACGACCAAUGAGCGAAAGAGAGAAAUAGAAGAGCUGCUGAAUAACUUUGCACAGCAGACUGGAGCAUGGCGGCAUUGUUUGUUCUUCCUUUCCAAUACUCAGAAUGAGUAUGUAAUGAUGUACAGCCUCACAGUAUUUGAAAACUUGGUGAACAAGAUGUGGAUUGGCAUUGCUUCACAAGACAAGAUGGAGAUUCGCAGCUGUCUGCCCAAGCUCCUACUUGCUCAGCACAAAUCAGUGCCCUAUUUCAUCCGUAACAAACUCUGCAAAGUCAUUGUGGACAUUGGUCGCCAGGACUGGCCAAUGUUCUACCAUGAUUUCUUUACAAACACCCUUCAGUUGAUCCAGUCACCAUCUUUGGCUCAGCUGGGGUUAGUAAUGUUGAAAACCACAUCAGAGGAACUUGCAUGUCCCCGAGAAGACCUGAGUGUGGCUAGGAAAGAUGAGCUGCGUAAACUUCUGCUGGAGCAGGUACCAACAGUGCUUGGACUGUUGACAGGUAUCCUGGAGACCUACUGGGACAAGCACAGUGUCAUAGCUUCCACCCCACCUCCCUCACCCACCUCAGGGGAAAACAUGGAGUUGCUGGGCACAUUGUUUCAGGGCAGCCAAUACUCAAAGCUACUUUGCCAACCCAUGGCAGCAUUGGACAGUGAGAGUCAGCAUCUCUGUUGUCUUGUUUUGGAGUGUUUGGCUCACCUGUUUAGCUGGAUCCCUCUGUCCACAAGUAUCACACCCACCCUGCUGGCAUCCAUUUUCCAUUUUGCACGUUUUGGUUGUGAUCUUCGGACAAAGCAUAAGGCAGGAUCCUUUAUUUCUUCAAACUCCUCCUCUUCUAAUGGGCAGCUUAAUCCUGGGACAGUGCCACUAAUAUCGAAUGGAGAGGGGCGACAUGGACAGCAGAGAGAGGGCAGUAAGGUCGACCGUGCCCGGCUUGGUGUACUUGCCAUGACUUGUGUCAAUGAACUGAUUUCAAAGAACUGUGUGCCAAUGGACUUUGAGGAGUACCUGCUGCGCAUGUUCCAGCAGACCUUCUUUAUCCUGCAGAGGCUGACACGAGAGAAUAACGCUCAUACUGUCAAGAGCCGCCUACAGGAACUUGAUGAGAAUUACUUGGAAAAGUUCACAGAUUUUCUGCGCCUGUUUGUCAGUGUUCACUUGAGGCGGAUCGAGUCCAGUCCUCAGUUUCCAAUUGUAGAGUUUCUUGCCCUGCUUUUCAAGUACACCUUCAACCAGCCUACCCAUGAAGGCUACUUUGCCUGUUUGGAUAUUUGGAGUGUGUUUUUGGACUUUCUAACAACCAAAAUCAAAAGCAGGCUAGCAGACAGAGAAAGCGUCCUAGACAGGUACAGAGAUGCCUUAGUUCUCCUCUUUAGGGAAGUUCUGAAUCGGAUACAGUUCAGAUACAACCAGGCCCAGUUAGAAGAGCUCGAUGAUGAGACUCUGGAUGAUGAUCAACAAACCGAGUGGCAAAGGUACCUGCGUCAAAGUCUGGAGGUGGUUGCCAAGGUGAUGGAGCUGUUCCCAUCCCAUGCGUUCUCUACAUUGUUUCCAGUCCUUCAAGAAAAUUUGGACGUAUACCUGGGCUUACAGCAGUUUAUUGUCACCACUGGCACUGGUCGGAGGCUCACUAUAACGGCAGAGAAUGACUGCAGACGACUUCACUGUUCUCUCAGGGAUCUUAGCUCCCUGCUUCAAGCUGUCGGACGCUUGGCUGAGCAUUUCAUUGGAGAAGUUUUUGCUGAACGUUUCAGUGAUGGCCUGGCAGUGGUGGAGAGGUUGGUUGAAGUGACUUGCUAUGGCUCUCAGAUCAGCCUUUACGACCUGGAGACUGCUGUGCCUUCUGUACUCAAGCCAGACCUCAUUGACGUACAUGCACAAGCCCUUUCUGCUUUGCAAGCCUACUCUCAUUGGCUUGCACAGUUCUACAGUGAAGUCCACAAUCAAAACCAGAGCCAGUUCAUCAGACUCAUCACAUCUGCAGUGGAUGCCAGUAGUCCACUCAUCACAGCCAAGGUACCUGAAAAGUUGCUGCUCUCCGCAUGCCAUCUGAUGGUUUCCAUCACAUCUACCGUGAGACCUGUUUUCUUGGUUACUUUGACAGCUGUUCAGAACAUUUUCAACCUCAUAACUGCAGCGAAUCAGACCCACAGACUUCCUCAAGAGGCUCACAUGUUGGUAUGUAGGGCUUUAUCCAACAUGCUGCUGCUCCCGUGGCCAAAUUUAUCAGAGAGUGAGCAGCAGUGGCAAACGCGCUCCAACAGUCAUGCCAACCUAGUGGCAGCCCUCACUCAAGAAUAUCGUACUUUAAGAGGGACAGUGAACAUUACUCCACGGCGACCUGAUCUGGAUGACAUGAAAGCAGUGAUAGAACAGACCCUGCCUGUGCUCAGAGACCUAGUGGACAGCAUCUCUGGGGAGUCCACUAAAUCACGUCAGAUCUGUUAUCAGAGUCUUCAGGAAUCUGUCCAAGUGUCCCUCAGCCUUUUCCCAGUGUUUAUUCAGCAGACAGAUGUGACCGAUGAGAUGUUGGCCUUCUUCUUGACGCUGUUUCAGGCAUUGAGAGUCCAGAUGGGUGCUGCCUUCACAGGACAGAUCAUCCACACUUUCCUCAGCAUGUUUACCAGGGAACAGCUUGCGGCCAGUGUUUUGCACGAGGGCAGUGCCGGGUGUAGAGUGGUACAGAAGUUCCUAAAAAUCCUGCAGUUGGUGGUGCAAGAGCCCGGUCAAGCUUUCAAGCCCUUCCUGCCCAGCAUCCUCUCUCUGUGCAUGGAACAGGUUUACCUAGUGGUGACAGAGGUCACGACAGAAAUAAAAUUGUCCCUGUAUCCAACCAUCAUACUGCUACUUGUAACCCGUGGACAGACCCCAUUGUCAUUCUUCUGUUUUACUGUGCUUCAGAAGCUUUUUCGGACCUCGAUGCUCUUCCACUUCAUCAAUGUGCUGCUGCAGGUCCUUCUUAACAAAAGCCACGACCUUCUUCAGGAGGAAAUCACCCUUGCUAUUUACAACAUGGCCUCUGUCGACUUCGAUGCCUUCUACUCGGCCUUCAUGCCAGAGUUUCUCAGUAAUUGCCAGGGUGUCGACACCAGCCAGCGAGCUGUUCUUGCACGCAACUUCAAGCUUGAACGGGACCUGCCUUCGUUCACUCAAAGCGUGCAGCGGCUGGUGAACGACCUUCGCUACUACAGACUGUGUAAUAGUAGCCUGCCCACUGGCACCAUCAAGCUAUAGCACAACGGCUGCUUGAACCUCUCCACACAUUAAGUAUGAUCUUCAGAGACAGCCUGUGCUGCACCUAUUUAAAGUAAUAGGAAGGAACAACACACGUGACAUAGUUGAGCCAGUGGAGGCUGAGGAUGCUGCUGUUUUUUCUUUUUUUUUUGUUUAUUAACUUACUGUAGAGGGUUGGCGCAUCAUUUUUUAAAAGGCAGUGCCCUCAUGUGUUGCCAAUGAAAAUUUGACAAGAAUUGUAAACCUGGUCUGCAGUUGGCUUUUGCCCAGACCUGGAGCAGUCUGAGCCAGGCCUUCUUUCCCGUGUCUCUGCAACAAAGCUGGGCUGGGACUGAGCACUUUUAACUCAUUUUGAGUUUUUUUAAAUGUCUGCUUUUAUUCAUUUUGCCUUCAAAUUGUUUUCAUCUCCAAAGGAGACAGACUCUCAACUUAAGAUCUUUCAUAUCAUUCCAUUCUGAAAGAGAAAAAACCUGCUUGAAUAAAUAAAGUGCUUUUUUAGUAAAACUCAGGUACUGAAUAAUUCAUUCAUGCUUUUAUUGACCUGUGUGCUCUACUCUCUGUGUUGUUAGUGUUAUUUUUAUGAAUAAUGGUUGCGUUAUGAGAUUCCUCUGAACUUUCUGUAUGUUUACACUGUUUUGCUUUUCCACUUGUAAAUGGCAUCUUUUAAAAUUUCUUUCAACUGCAAUUCAUCUUUCAAAUUUCU
This is a messenger RNA of Monopterus albus (swamp eel), 4829 nucleotides long. RefSeq names its product exportin 6 (gene xpo6). The transcript has 22 exons. Bases 827 to 4126 code for a protein of 1099 amino acids. Lineage: Eukaryota; Metazoa; Chordata; Actinopteri; Synbranchiformes; Synbranchidae. Gene Ontology annotation, molecular function: small GTPase binding; nuclear export signal receptor activity. The record is from RefSeq and is a predicted model, not a curated record. Gene Ontology annotation, biological process: protein export from nucleus.